Aspergillus lentulus is the source of this 1812-nucleotide messenger RNA. Its product is annotated as fungal specific transcription factor domain-containing protein. Gene Ontology annotation, biological process: regulation of transcription by RNA polymerase II; DNA-templated transcription. Gene Ontology annotation, molecular function: RNA polymerase II cis-regulatory region sequence-specific DNA binding; zinc ion binding; DNA-binding transcription activator activity, RNA polymerase II-specific. Gene Ontology annotation, cellular component: nucleus. The record is from RefSeq and is a predicted model, not a curated record. NCBI's taxonomy places the organism in Eukaryota, Fungi, Ascomycota, Eurotiomycetes, Eurotiales, Aspergillaceae.
AUGCUUCACAUCCAUCGCAAGAGAGGCGCAUCGGGCCAGCCGCUGCCCAACCCCCACAAUGUGAGCCUCAAGACACGCUUGUUCGGCCAAAGUCAUUGGGCCGUCAGCGGUGUCUGUCUGGUUCGCGACAUCUUCAAUAUACUUGAACCCUACCUUCGUGACGAAUCAUCUCAAGCCUGGAUAGGCAUCAAGAAGUGCAAAGACCUAGCUCGGUGCAUCAAAGCGGCACGAGCACCCGCAUGGCCUUCAUGGCCAUCACCUCCGAUGUCCACGCUGCCUUCUAAAGAGGUAGCCGACGCGCUCGUUGAUAAUUAUCUCCGAACGACUGAGUCCAUCUAUCGAAUCCUACACGUUCCCGCCUUCCGCAGGGAGUAUGAGGCGCUCUGGAUAUCGGAUGAAAGGCCCGACAUGGCCUUCCUGAUGCAGGUUAAACUUGUGCUUGCCCUCGGCGCUGUCACCUAUGAUGAUUGGUUUUCGUUGCGGGCCUCGGCCAUUCAAUGGGUCUACGAAGCCCAGCUCUGGAUCUCGGGUCCAAAGUACAAGUCAAGGCUGAACAUUCAAUCUCUCCAGGCGAACCUGCUGCUUUUGUUUGCCCAGGAACAAGUGGGAUUUAAUGGAGAUCUGCCUUGGGUAUCGGCUGGCACGCUGCUGCGGAAAGCGAUCUAUAUGGGCCUUCACAGGGAUCCCGGCCGGCUACCCCAGAUGACGACUUUUGCAAUAGAAAUGCGUCGACGACUCUGGAACACCAUCCUCGAGGUCAAUCUGCAGUCUAGUUUGACCUCUGGUAGUCCUCCUUUAUUCUCUCUCAACGACUUUGACACGGCCCCUCCCAGCAACUUUGACGAUGAGCAGUUCGAGGCUCACGAUGCAGUUCCACGACCGGAAGGGGACUUUACCAAGGUCUCUAUGGCAGUGGCACUCCGCAGCACCUUUCCCUAUCGCUUUGAAGUGGUUACGUUCUUGAACAAUUUAGCCACUCCCAGAACAUAUGAGGAGACUCUCCAGCUCGGUGCGGUCCUGCGAGAGGUGUAUCGCAUGCUGGCACAGACCCUGCGAGGAUACACAAAGUCUGGCGCGGGACCCUCUCAAUUCGAGAUUCAGGUCGUGGAUCUCCUCAUGCACCGCUAUUUUUCUGCUCUGCACAUUCCGUUCUUCGGCCAGGCACGGCACGGAACCGCCUACGUCUUCUCGCAAAAGACGGUGGUCGACUCGUCGCUUAAACUGUGGCGAGCGGUGUGCCCGUCCCCAUCGCUGACGACCGGUCCUCCCACCAGCGACGCUUCCUUGUACAGCAACGAUCUGCCGCGACUCGUUACCUGCAGCUCGGGCUUUUAUCCAAGCGUGGCCAUACAUGCUGCCUUUCUCAUUGGGAUGGAGCUGUGCACGCAAUUACAGGAGGACGACGGCCUCUGUCCUACUCCGUUGCGCCCAGACCUUCUUUCGGUGUUGGAGGACGCAAAGGCAUGGUGCUUGAGGGUUAUCAAGGCCGGUGAGACCAAUGUCAAAGGCUACUUGCUCAUGAGCAUCGUUUCGGCCCGGGUCGAAGGACUAAUGCGCGGCCUUGGAGAGAACGAAGCUACUAGUCUACUGGUCAAAGCCGUCGAAAAUGUUGGAGAGAAAUGCUUGCCAAUCUUGGAAGAGAUGGCAGCCUCGAUACAAGAGCAGAGUGGAGGGCCAGUGGAUGACAUGGCAGACGAGAUGACGAACGACUGGAACUUUCUAAAUCCUGAUGCGCCUUUCAGUCUGGGUGACACCGACCCAAUAAGCUGGAUCUUCAACGAAGAUUUUGAUCAGGGGUUUUUGGAACCCUAG